This is a messenger RNA of Sphenostylis stenocarpa, 1044 nucleotides long. Lineage: Eukaryota; Viridiplantae; Streptophyta; Magnoliopsida; Fabales; Fabaceae. The record is from the annotation of a GenBank genome assembly.
AUGCCAGAGUCCAUUGAUUCCGUUUCAGUCCACACGGAGAAGAUCUACCUCGGGGGAAAGGAGCAUCAUAUUCGAACUGGCUGUGGUUCUGUGUCUGUCAUAGUCUAUGGGGAUCCUGACAAACCAGCUCUGAUUACUUAUCCAGAUUUGGCCCUAAAUUAUAUGUCAUGUUUCCAAGGAUUAUUUUUCUGUCCAGAGGCAGCUUCUUUACUGCUUCACAACUUUUGCAUAUAUCAUAUCAGUCCUCCCGGACAUGAGUUGGGAGCAGCUGCAAUUUGUUGCGAGGAUCCUGUUCCUUCUGCUGAAGACUUAGCAGAUCAAAUAAUCGAGAUCCUCAACUAUUUUGGGCUUGGUGCAGUGAUGUGUAUGGGAGUGACAGCUGGUGCUUAUAUCCUUACUCUUUUUGCUAUAAAAUAUAGGGAGCGUGUUCUUGGUUUAAUACUAGUAUCUCCCUUAUGCAAAGCACCUUCUUGGACUGAAUGGUUUUAUAACAAGGUGAUGUCGAAUUUGUUAUAUUUCUACGGUAUGUGUGGCUUGCUGAAAGAGUGUUUACUUCAGCGAUACUUCAGCAAGGAAGUUCGUGGUAACGUUGAAGUUGCAGAAUCAGAGAUAGUUCAAGCUUGUAGAAAACUGCUGGAUGAGAGAAAUAGAACAAACGUCUUGCGGUUUCUUCAAGCAAUUAAUCAGAGGCCUGACAUUUCAGAUGGAUUGAAAAGAUUAAAAUGCCGAACACUUAUUUUUGUUGGAGACAGUUCUCCUUUCCAUUCAGAGGCUCUAUACAUGGCUUCAAAACUUGAUAGGAGAUAUAGUGCCUUGGUUGAGGUGCAGGCUUGUGGAUCAAUGGUUACAGAGGAACAGCCACAUGCAAUGCUGAUACCAAUGGAGUACUUUUUAAUGGGAUAUGGGCUUUAUAGACCAACCCAGUUCGGUGACAGCCCAAGGAGCCCACUGAGCCCAUCUUGCAUCUCUCCAGAGCUCCUUUCUCCGGAAAGCAUGGGAUUGAAGCUGAAGCCUAUAAAGACUCGUGUUUCACUUCAAGUUUGA